AAAGCUACCGGGGUCGGAUAGGAUGGAGGCUGCUAAAACGCGAGGAGGAGUAGCAGGAGAUGGAGCGGUCCUCGGAGUGCCCAGGGGUUGCGGGUGCAAGGGGAUCCGCUCUUGCCUGUUCUGCGAGGCCGCCCCGCCCCCGCAGAAAAGUGCCAACUUUGUUUACUGCCCACUGACUGGCUUUGCUGUGGGAGAAAAACAAUCAGAAUUUGAAGGCUGGACUUUCCAGUUUCCAGGAGUUUUUUUGCUGGAAGACUUUAUAAACACAGAUGAGGAAUAUCAAAUGGUUGAGCUAAUGGAUCGGAGCACGUGGAAGCCAUCACAAUCUGGCCGAAGAAAACAGGACUAUGGCCCCAAAGUGAAUUUCAAGAAGCGGAAAUUGAAAGCUGGUAAUUUUUCUGGGCUGCCCAGCUUCAGCAAGGAGAUUGUGGCACGAAUGAGAAAAUAUCCAGUUCUUGAAAGUUUUUCUCCUAUUGAGCAGUGCAAUUUAGAUUAUGAUCCUGAGAGAGGAUCUGCUAUUGACCCACAUUGGGAUGACUGGUGGCUAUGGGGGGAAAGGCUGGUGAGUUUAAACUUGCUCUCAGAUACCGUACUUUCCAUGUCCUGCGACUCAGAGGACAAUCUCCAGUUAGUUCCUCUAGUUCUUCCAGAAACCAAGGAGAUGCACAGGUAUAAAUCUGAUAUUUCUCAAGAGUAUCCGAUUAAUGAUUGCAGUCUUCCAGAAAGAUUAGAAAGCACUGAUUGUUCAUCCACAAAGUUAGUCCCACUCAGAGAAAUCCUGGUUGCUAUUUACCUACCUCAGAGAUCACUAGUCGUUCUCAGUGGACCUGCUCGCUACCAGUGGAAGCAUGCCAUUUAUCGCAACCAUAUUAAAAGUCGUCGCAUAUGUAUCACCUUCAGAGAAUUGACUGCUGAGUUUGGUCUCGGAGGAGAACAGGAAGAGCUGGGUAACAAUCUCUUGGACAUUGCUCUAACAUUCAAGGGAUCACCUGUAUAAACCCCCCCCCCGGGGGGGGGAGCAUUGAGACUUUCCUUUGGCUGCUGGAUAUUAAUGUCCAAGGCUUUCAUAAACCUGCUUCCUUUUUUCUCCUCAGGGCCAAGUUCUACAGCAUUCAUUAACCUUACAAAGGUGCUUCUCAGAGUUAUGUUCUAGAAUGUCUUACUUCCUCACUAUAAUUAAAAUAAUUUGAAUUAAUUUUUUAAUCUACGCUGUGUGGCUCUCCAGAUAUCACUGAAUUUAAUUAAUUUAUGUUAACAGUGAAGAGAAUACAUGCAUCUUUUGAAUGUCUGCUUGCAGCACAUAGUCUGUGGUUUAUGUGUCAACAUUGUGGUACAAUCCUCAUCCUUAGCUGACUAGCUGGGGCUGUUGAGAGUUGUAAUUCACCAUCUGGAGGGCCAUAGAUUAUAUGUUCAAAUGUAUUAAUUAAAAGUGUUAAAUUUCUUAUCCCUAACUCUGUUAAAAUCAUUAGUUUUAGGGAUGGUAUACAUUCAUUUCUCCUUUUAUUUAACUCAAACUUGAAUUUUCAUAUAAGAGAAC
Messenger RNA from Notechis scutatus (mainland tiger snake), 1537 nucleotides. It is a transcript of the gene ALKBH4, whose product is annotated as alkB homolog 4, lysine demethylase. Gene Ontology annotation, cellular component: contractile ring; midbody. Gene Ontology annotation, biological process: protein demethylation; actomyosin structure organization. Gene Ontology annotation, molecular function: demethylase activity; actin binding; oxidoreductase activity. The record is from RefSeq and is a predicted model, not a curated record. Lineage: Eukaryota; Metazoa; Chordata; Lepidosauria; Squamata; Elapidae.